Messenger RNA from Carlito syrichta (Philippine tarsier), 3315 nucleotides. It is a transcript of the gene ZFP14, whose product is annotated as zinc finger protein 14 homolog. The record is from RefSeq and is a predicted model, not a curated record. Bases 270 to 1874 code for a protein of 534 amino acids. The transcript is spliced from 6 exons. Gene Ontology annotation, molecular function: DNA-binding transcription repressor activity, RNA polymerase II-specific; RNA polymerase II transcription regulatory region sequence-specific DNA binding. Gene Ontology annotation, biological process: negative regulation of transcription by RNA polymerase II. Gene Ontology annotation, cellular component: nucleus. Lineage: Eukaryota; Metazoa; Chordata; Mammalia; Primates; Tarsiidae.
CUGCCUGCCGAUUAGCUGGGACUACAGGGCCACGGUGGCUGAUGCAGCAUGCUGUGGCAUGCCAGAAGCUCAGAGCCACUGUGAUUGGUGCCAAAUUGUGUUCCUGAAUUCAGGAGCCACUGAGGCCUUCCUGCUGUUGAGGAAGAUUUGAAGCCCAAAGCCUCUGACAUUAUCCUGGUGAUGGUGGCCUCUCUGGCUUGUCUGAGCAGUACAGUUCUCCAACAGAGAAAUCGUGAAAAGGACUGAUCAGUUUUUACAGUUCUAAAACCAUGGCCCAUGGUUCAGUGACAUUCAGGGACGUGGCCAUAGACUUUUCACAGGAAGAAUGGGAAUUCUUGGACCCUGCUCAGAGGGACUUAUAUAGGGAUGUAAUGUGGGAGAACUAUAGCAACUUCAUUUCUCUCGCAGGACCGUCCAUUUCUAAACCAGGUGUUAUUACCUUACUGGAUGAAGAAGGGAAGGAACCUGGGAUGAUUGUGAGGGAAGAGACAAGAAGAUACUGUGCUGAUUUGGAGUCCAGAUAUAGGACCAAUGCUUUAUCUCCAGAAAAGGACAUUUAUGAAAUGUAUUCAUUUCAGUGGGAUAUAAUGGAGAGAGUUAAAAGCCAUAGCCUUCAGGGCUCCAUUUUUAGAAAUGAUUGGGAAUGGAAAAGCAAGACUGAAGGGCAAAAGGAACCACAAGAGGAAUAUUUUGGGCAAGUGAAAAUUACCUCUGAAAAAACAACCACCUACAAAAAACACAGUUUUCUUACUGAAUAUCAGAUAAUUCAUAAUGGGGAAAAGUUAUAUGAAUGUAAGGAAUGUAGGAAGACCUUUAUUCGUCGCUCAACACUUAGUCAACACCUGAGAAUUCAUACUGGUGAGAAACCUUAUAAAUGUAAGGAAUGUGGGCAGGCGUUCAGACAGCGUGCACACCUUAUUCGACAUCACAAACUUCAUACUGGUGAGAAACCUUAUGAAUGUAAGGAUUGUGGGAAGGCCUUUACAGUGCUCCAAGAACUUACUCAACAUCAAAGACUUCAUACUGGGGAAAAACCCUAUGAAUGUAAGGAAUGUGGAAAGGCCUUUAGAGUACAUCAGCAACUGGCUCGACAUCAGAGAAUUCACACUGGUGAGAAACCCUAUGAAUGUAAGGAAUGUGGGAAGACCUUUAGACAGUGUACACACCUUACUCGACAUCAGAGACUUCAUACUGCUGAGAAGCUCUAUGAGUGUAAAGAGUGUGGGAAGGCCUUUGUAUGUGGGCCAGACCUUAGAAUACAUCAGAAAAUUCAUUUUGGUGAGAAACCCUAUGAAUGUAAGGAAUGUGGGAAGGCUUUUAGAAUAUGCCAACAACUUACUGUCCAUCAGAGUAUUCAUACUGGUGAGAAACCCUAUGAAUGUAAGGAAUGUGGGAAGACUUUUAGGUUAAGGCAACAACUUGUUCGCCAUCAGAGAAUUCACACUCGUGAGAAACCCUAUGCAUGUACGGAAUGUUGGAAGACGUUUAGUAGUUACUCACAGCUUAUUUCACAUCAGAGCAUUCAUAUUGGUGAGAGACCCUAUGAAUGUGAAGAAUGUGGAAAGGCCUUUAGACUGCUCUCACAGCUGACUCAACAUCAGAGUAUUCAUACUGGUGAGAAACCUUACAAAUGUAAGGAAUGUAGAAAACCUUUCAGAUUGCUGUCACAGCUUACUCAGCAUCAGAGUAUUCAUACCGGUGAGAAACCUUAUGAAUGUAAGGAAUGUGGUAAGGCUUUUAGACUUUAUUCAUUUCUCACUCAACACCAGAGAAUACAUACUGGUGAGAAACCCUACAAAUGUAAGGAAUGUAAGAAAGCCUUUAGACAGCAUUCACACCUUACUCAACAUCAGAAGAUUCAUAAUGGAGUUUAAUAUAAGAAAACCUUCAUUUAUAUAAUAGUUACAGAAGAUCAAAAAAUUCACUUUUGAGAAAAUUUGUUUCAUGCUCAAAACUAAACAUAAGAAAUUUUAUAUUAAAGAAAGAAUAUGUUGCUUUAAAAGAUGUUCCUUACCAUUUAAAUAUGGUUUAUCUGUGGCAAAUUCCUAUGAGAAAAUAAUGUAAUGAAUGUAGAUUAAUCUUUAGCCUUAUCGAUUACUGUCUCCAUUUCACCACUUUCUUAUUGUAUGAUAUUGGACAAUAUACAAAACUUCUGUGCCUCAUUUUGCUCACCUGUAAAAUGGUAGUAAUAGUACAUAUGUAUUAGUUAUUUAUUGCUGUGUAAUAAAUUACCACACACUUAGUAACUUAAAGUAAUACUAAUAUCUUACAAUUUGUAUGCAUCAGGAGUCUAUGACUUAGUUGGGUCCUCUGCUUUAGGAUCUCUCACAAGGCUACAAAGUUUCAGGCAGGGCUGAAAUCUCAUUUGGAGACUUGACUGGAAAGGAUCCACAUCCCAACAAACAUGAUUGUUGCCCAAAUUCAUUUUGUUGAGGCCUGUUGCAUUGAAAUCCUCACUUUCUAGCUGGCUAUUGGCUGAAGGCUGACUGCAGUUCCUUGCCACCGUGGCUUUGUCAACAGGGCAGCUUGCUUCAUCAAGAAUGCAAGCCAAGAAGGAAAUGGAGUCUGCCAGCAAGAUAGAAGUUACAGUCUUUGGAAUUUAAUCAUGGAAGUAACAACUCAUUACCUUGGCUAUCUUCUGCUUAUUAGAAUGUAAGUUACUAGACCAGCCCACAUUCAAGAAAAGGAGAAUAUACAAGAGCAUAAAUACCAGGAGACAGGACUAUUGGGGGCCAAUUUAGAGUCAACCUGCCACGUUGUGUAAAAGAAGUGUUGUAAAGAGUAAUUAGUUAAUACUUGGAAGAAUAAUGGUCAAAUAGCAUGUAUUCUGUAAAUAUUACCUAUAAUUGUUAACAUUGUCAUUAGUAUUAGUGAAUUCAUAUGAAAGGAAGAUCCUACAGAAGCAAUAAAUAGAGAGGUGUCUUCUAUCACCUCUCAGAAUUUAUUAAACAUAAUUUAUUCUAGGUAAAAUCUAGAUUGUAGUAAAUGUAAGAAGUUCUUCAUCACUUGAGCUGCAUCAGAAAGUUCAUGCCAAAAAGAUAGUAUUCGUGAAUGUGAGGUUGUUAGGAGUACAACUGUUGAAGAAUUAGAGAGAAAUAUGAAAUGAUUUUCCUAUAAUUCCAGGAAGCAAAAGGCUCGCAAUCCCCAUUGUCUGUCCAAAGCUCAAGAUUAAUUAGAAAAUAUUUUUAAAAGAUGGCAUAAGAGAAACUAACCACUUAGGAAUUUCGAAUCGUAUGUGUUUGAAAAACUAUGUAAAAGAAAGAAAACAUUCCAUUACAGUCAGUAUACUUUUUGGUGCUCAAGUUGCCCUAUCUU